CAGUACGAAAAGUCAACAGCUCAACAGAUUUUCUUUGACCCAAACAAAAUCCCUAAACCCAGAAAAAACCCUAAAUCCCAAAUCCAACGAGAAUCGGAAACUUUCCAUGUCCACCGCCAGAUCCGUCCUCCGUUCCGGUGUUAGCCGAGCCGUCGUUGCCGCAUUGAGGUCGACGAAACCUACGCCGUAUUCUGCGCGGUCUUCGUUUAAGUUGCCUAAACAGAGCCCUCUCUCUCACCGCAUUUUCAGGUCUCCGGUGGAAUUGAGCUGCUGCGUCGAGACGAUGCUUCCGUACCACACGGCCACUGCUUCUGCUUUGCUCAAUUCGAUGCUCUCAGUUUCAGGGCGCUCCAUUUGGACUCUCCAAGAUUGCAUUGAUGAUGCAUGAUGAAUCUCAAAUGAAGAGUGCAAGAAUGGAUGCAGUUCGAAGCAAGGUGAUGAAGUGACGGUAGUCGUGUCAUGUUUCGUCUUAGGUCAUAAGAUUCGUCUUAUAUUCAUGCAUGACCAACCGGUUCAGUAACAGUUAUUACUUGUUAACAAAAUCUGACAACUUAAACCCCAACUCGAUCUUCGUUUUUUUGGUGGGUGUUGCACAAUCAAAAUUUCAGAACUUAACUUA
Arabidopsis lyrata subsp. lyrata is the source of this 619-nucleotide messenger RNA. Its product is annotated as protein NUCLEAR FUSION DEFECTIVE 6, chloroplastic/mitochondrial. Bases 107 to 388 code for a protein of 93 amino acids. NCBI's taxonomy places the organism in Eukaryota, Viridiplantae, Streptophyta, Magnoliopsida, Brassicales, Brassicaceae. Gene Ontology annotation, cellular component: mitochondrion. The record is from RefSeq and is a predicted model, not a curated record. The transcript has 3 exons.